GCCCCCGCCCCGCCCGACCCCGCUCCGGUACCGGCCCCGCUGCCCUCUCCCCGCUCCGGUACCGGCUCCGUUGCCCGCCAUGAGCAGCUCCCAGUUCAACAAGGGCCCGUCCUACGGCCUCUCCGCCGAAGUCAAGAACCGGCUUGCCCAGAAAUAUGACCCACAGAAGGAGGCUGAGCUGCGGACGUGGAUUGAGAGCGUCACAGGAAAACAGAUCGGACCUGACUUCCAGAAGGGGCUGAAGGACGGGGUGAUCCUCUGCGAGCUCAUGAACAAGCUGCAGCCCAACUCGGUGAGGAAGAUCAACCGCUCGGCUCAGAACUGGCACCAGCUUGAGAACCUCUCCAACUUCAUCAAGGCCAUGGCCAGCUAUGGCAUGAACCCCGUGGACCUCUUUGAGGCCAACGACCUUUUUGAGAGCGGGAACCUGACGCAGGUGCAGGUGUCACUGCUGGCGCUGGCGGGAAUGGCCAAGACAAAGGGGCUGCAGAGCGGGGUGGACAUCGGUGUGAAGUACUCAGAGAAGCAGCAGAGGAAUUUCGACGAGGCCAAGAUGAAGGCUGGGCAGUGCGUGAUCGGGCUGCAGAUGGGCACAAACAAGUGUGCCAGCCAGUCCGGCAUGACGGCCUAUGGCACCCGGAGGCACCUCUACGACCCCAAAAAUCAGAUCCUGCCACCCAUGGACCACUCCACCAUCAGCCUCCAGAUGGGCACCAACAAGUGUGCCAGCCAGGUGGGCAUGACAGCUCCCGGCACCAGGAGACACAUCUAUGAUGCCAAGAUGGGGACAGAGAAGUGUGACAAUUCCUCCAUGUCGCUGCAGAUGGGCUCCAACCAGGGCGCCAACCAGAGCGGUCAGGUCUUUGGCCUCGGCCGCCAGAUCUACGACCCCAAGUACUGCCCACAGGGCAGCCAGGGCGAGGUGGCCAACGCCGCCGGUGACCAGAGCGGGGACCCUCCCGGGUACCACUACUACCAUGAGGAGGAGGAGAGCUACUGAGCAGGACGGCUCAACCCCGUCUGCACCAUCUCAUGUACAGCCCCGCUGCCAGCCACAUUCCAGCCUCCACUUUCAUCAUUCCUUCUUUUUAAACUCUUUUUUAACUUUGGAAAUGAAUCUAUUUUUCUGAGCAAGGAAAUAAAGACCCUGUUUCUAGA
Messenger RNA from Corvus hawaiiensis (hawaiian crow), 1158 nucleotides. RefSeq names its product calponin 2 (gene CNN2). Lineage: Eukaryota; Metazoa; Chordata; Aves; Passeriformes; Corvidae. Gene Ontology annotation, molecular function: actin binding. The record is from RefSeq and is a predicted model, not a curated record. The transcript is spliced from 7 exons. The coding region runs from base 80 to 1000 and encodes 306 amino acids. Gene Ontology annotation, biological process: actomyosin structure organization.